AGCUACCCCAACUUGUGGGUUUCAAACAGCUCUCAUGGGUUCCUUUCCCACGACUUGUUUCCACAAGGACGUAGUGGCAGAAGAAGGGUCAACAACAACCACGACUUUCGUCUCAACGGAGCCUUUGGUGGCAGAAACUGACAAGGUUCAGCAGCCAGAGGAUGAGAGUGAUGAUGAGGAUGAGUACGACAAGAGUUCUGAGGACCUUUGGCCUUUGUUGAAACUGCAGCGUCAGCUUGAGGCACUGUCAAAGCUAAAGCCAAGUCUCCAAGAACGACAUUUAGCAGUGUUGCUGACUACGGGUGCCAUGAAUCCACUACAUCGUGGGCAUGCACAGCUUCUGCACCAGGCGGUCGAUCGACUUCAGAGAGAAGGCUUCGAUGUGGUGGGUGCUUGGUUGUCACCAUCCCACGAUGGAUAUGUGCAGCCCAAGGCACGGAAGAUGAAUACAAUUGGCUUUUCUGCUCAGUUUCGUUUGGAAGCUGCGCGUCGUGCUGUUUCAGAAGAUUCGCUUUUGGCCGUCGGCAGCUGGGAGGCCAAAAAACCUGGACGGUGGCCGGACUAUCCCGAGGUAGCGAUGGCACUUCAACGGAAGCUGCGCAAAGUCGAAAAGGCAUGGAAACUCACAAACGGCCUUAAGGCUGGAACGCUGUGGCAAAAGGGGCUUCAGGGCCAUGGCGAGGUUUUCUAUGCUUGUGGCACAGAUCAUGCACAGACCCAGGGCUUAUAUCGUGGAUUUCUGACCGACAGGCCACUUCUGCCAGACCUGAUGCGAUGGGGCUGA
Cladocopium goreaui is the source of this 784-nucleotide messenger RNA. Lineage: Eukaryota; Dinophyceae; Suessiales; Symbiodiniaceae. The record is from the annotation of a GenBank genome assembly.